CGCGAGCGGGCGCACGCAUUGCUCUCUGGAGUGCAAUGACCGAGUGACGUCCAUCGGACUUGUGGUGUAUAUUGUAUAUGCAGUGAACUGUACCAAGAUGUCGGAGUUGCGUGGUUCGCCGCCCUUGUCCCGUGGGCUCGAGAAUGGUUUCGGGGCUCCGCUAGCGGCGCUGAGCUCGCUGGCCGAGGCGCCUCCUCCGGCGCCGAACCCUCACGGCAUCGACCACAUCUUGUCGCGGCCGACGGUGGGCAGCAACGUGGGCGCCGGGUUGCUGGCGCCGCGGCUGUCGCUGGCGGCGGCGGCGGCCGGCAUGGCGCACUACUUGCAGCACAAGCCGCUGUACUGGCCUGGCUUCCAGGGCCUCGUCUCCAACCCCAUGGCGUGGCGAGAGCGCCUGCAGUCGAGAAAUAUGUCAAUUUGUCACAUAAAUGUGAGUAUAAAAGAGAUCAGUUUGGUGUGGCAGGAGUUUCCCUCUGAAAGUGGUCAUGAAAGUGGCACAACGGGGCACAAUUACACGUCGGACGUAAAGGCACAAUCUCUGCCGAGCUGGGCCCCGCGCCCCGCGACUCGGGCCCCUGGGCCCCUCGCCCGGCCUAAUGAAAUUAAAUUAAGAAAUAACAUAAUUCCGCCCGCCGCCGCCCGCUCACCGCACAUUUUCGCGUACACCCCUAGCGGUAGGGCUGUCGACGGUUUCAUAUUUGGAUGCUGA
Molecule: messenger RNA, 709 nt
Organism: Spodoptera exigua (beet armyworm)
Lineage: Eukaryota; Metazoa; Arthropoda; Insecta; Lepidoptera; Noctuidae
Source: the annotation of a GenBank genome assembly